Messenger RNA from Meloidogyne enterolobii, 774 nucleotides. NCBI's taxonomy places the organism in Eukaryota, Metazoa, Nematoda, Chromadorea, Rhabditida, Meloidogynidae. The record is from the annotation of a GenBank genome assembly.
GUAUGUAUCUUCAAUCGACAAAUAGGUCAUUUAAAUUUAAUUUAGUGUUUUGUUUUCUGUUUUAUUCAAAACUCGAGGCUUUUUCAGCCUGCCGUUCGAAUAAUUAUCCUUUCUCAAAUAAUUACACAAUUACUUUAAAGUACCCACUCCCCCCCACUCCCUCAAAUGCUCUACUGCUGUUCAAAUUUCAAAACUCGUAUACUUAUCCCCUCUCAAUUAAUUGCUCCCUCCAAAAUUAAUUAUUUGAGCAUAUAUGAUGGGAGAUUACCUUCCUUUAAUCCUUUUUAUACUAAUAAACUUUUAAAAUUUCUUCUUAACCCAACUUCUUUCAAUUUAACGAGCGUAAAUUCAAAAACAUUUUUUCUUGUCGAAGCAGCUGCUGAGAAUCCUUUUGGAACAGAAUUUUUUGUUUGGUUGGAUGCUGGUUAUGGGCAUGGUGAUCGUUCAAUUUUCCCGUCGGGAUGGAAGUGGCAGCCAAAAUUUGAGAAAGGAAUUAUUUCUUUAAUUAAAUUAACACCUCCAACAGAUUUAAUUACUCAUUACAAUUUACAAUCUCUAUAUAGAGAUAUUUCUGUAAUAAGUGGUGGUUUUUUAGCUGGGGAUAGAAAUUCAAUUAUUCGUCUACACCAACUUUAUUAUAAAAAAUUUAUUAAUUUAAUUGAAAAACAAAAAGUUGAUGAUGAUCAAACAAUGCUUGUUUUGUUAAUUAAUGAAUAUCCAGAAUUCUUUCAUAUUUAUUAUGGGGAUUGGUUUGACGCUUUUGAACUUUUUUGA